This is a messenger RNA of Penicillium alfredii, 444 nucleotides long. RefSeq names its product serine palmitoyltransferase small subunit family protein. NCBI's taxonomy places the organism in Eukaryota, Fungi, Ascomycota, Eurotiomycetes, Eurotiales, Aspergillaceae. The transcript has a single exon. Bases 1 to 444 code for a protein of 147 amino acids. The record is from RefSeq and is a predicted model, not a curated record.
AUGACGGCCGAGAUGCAAUCCUUCUAUACUCCGUCUACCUCCACUCACAUCUCCCACGCCCCCACAGCCGUAGACGAACUCAUCAACAAAUACUCGUCGACUAUGGCCAGCACAUCGACGUCGCGCAGCCAACGCCGUAAUCCAUUCCAACGCUUCUUCGAUCGGGUCCGACUCGAAUACUACCGCUACGAGGUCACCUUUGGGUUAUACGUGAUGACUCCCAGUGAGAAGCUCGUGGCCAACGCCUUUGUGAUUGUCGUCCUGUCACUUCUCUUCUGGGCGCUGCUGCUCUACUUCCCACCCUUGCUCUACCAGAAAAUCAGCCGCCUCGUCUGGCUGUUGACCGGCCACAGUGGCCAGGAAGUAGGCACAGUUCUCGGCAUUCUCGAUAAACACGGCAAUCCACUCCCUGCAUUGGUGGCCGAAAAUGCUUUGACCCCUUGA